Messenger RNA from Polypterus senegalus (gray bichir), 3290 nucleotides. RefSeq names its product desmocollin 2 like (gene dsc2l). Bases 235 to 2952 code for a protein of 905 amino acids. Lineage: Eukaryota; Metazoa; Chordata; Cladistia; Polypteriformes; Polypteridae. Gene Ontology annotation, biological process: brain development; synapse assembly; homophilic cell-cell adhesion. The record is from RefSeq and is a predicted model, not a curated record. Gene Ontology annotation, molecular function: calcium ion binding; cadherin binding. Gene Ontology annotation, cellular component: cytoplasm; catenin complex; apical part of cell. The transcript is spliced from 16 exons.
CCAUGAGCGGGGCGCUCAUGGACUUACAGAAUCAGACGGCAGAGGAGUGCUGGAACCUGUUCGUGCGCGACAGGGCUGAGAUAUUAAUUAACAAAGGCGUGGAGCUACCUAAGUCGUAUGAACACCAACACUCGGUUUUAAACGAGAGUCGUUUUUUUAUUCUUUGUCUUCCAGUCAAAUACAUAUCUUACACUUCGGCCUUUUUACCUGCAAGCGCUCAGUUGAAAAAGUGGAAUGGACGGCAGGGUAUAUCGGAGAUACAAAAUGGCAUACUGGAAUUAUUUCUGCUGGGGAGUUUCGCUGAUGGUAAUGACAAUAUCAGCAGAAGCCUGUGUAUUUAACACUUUAAAAGUCACAGUUCCCGAAGAAUUAAAACCUGGAUAUGUCAUUCAUAAUGUGGAUUUAAAAAGUUGCUUGAAAAAUAGUGACUUUACUAUACAAUUAAGCGACCCUAACUUUGCAGUUCAACCAAGUGGCCUUCUAUAUGUAAAUACCAUGACUAAUAUACCAUCUGAAGGAAGGAAUUUGACAAUAACAGUUCAAAAUGAAGAAACAAAUAUGAAGAAUGACAUUUAUGUAAUUUUGUUAGCAGAAGACCACAAGGUGCAAAAACGAGCAUUGUUAAAGCGAGUAAAAAGAAAAUGGAGACCAUUGCCUUUCUCCAUUAAAGAGAAUGCAUUACCACCAUUUCCACAGGAAGUUCAACAGAUCCAAUCAGACGCUUCGCAGAAGUAUAACAUCACUUAUAAAAUAUAUGGAAUGGGAGUGGAUAAACCUCCUGUUAAACUGUUCUCUGUGAUACCUGAAACUGGAAUGAUACUUAUUCAUAGAUCUGUUGAUCGAGAAGAAAUUCCACAAUACAAAUUCUGGGCGCAAGCACUAACGCGAGAUGGUCAAAUUCGGGACAGCGUCCUUGACAUUAUUGUUAAUGUUGAAGAUGACAACGAUAACACUCCAAUGAUUCCAGCAGGACUAGUUAUAUAUGUACCAGAACAUUCUCCAUCUGGUACCGUAGUAGGGCAGGUAAAAGGGACUGACAGAGAUGAAGAGGAUACGCUCCAUACUAAGCUUAAAUACAGAAUUAUUUCAGAAAAUAACAAACUGUUCUAUAUUCAUCCUGAAACAGGAGUGGUCACCACAAUGUCAAAUGCUCUUGACAGAGAGGUUAAAGAUGCCUAUGAAUUGCUGAUUGAAGUAAGAGAUAUGAAUGGUGAGAUUUAUGGAAGAUCAAGUACAGGCAAUGUAACAGUCAAAUUAAGCGAUAUAAAUGACAAUCCACCAGUAUUUAAAUCUCAAUCUUAUAAGACAAGUAUUGAAGAAAAUAAGAACACUACUCUGUUGCUCAGAAUUCCUGUUGAAGACAAGGAUUUGAUAAACACUUCAAACUGGAAAGCUAAAUUUGUAAUAAAAAAAGGAAAUGAAAAUGGAAAUUUCUAUAUUGAAACAGAUCCUGUUACAAAUGAAGGGCUGCUAUAUGUCAUUAAGCCACUGGACUAUGAGAAGACCAGCAAGAUAGAUUUGGAAAUCACAGCUGAAAAUGAAGCAAAAUUAGUUGGGACAGGCACCUGGUUUAGUGUUCCAGUGACUGUCAAUGUAAUCGAUGUAGAUGAGGGACCAGAAUUUGAAGUACCUGUUAUGAAGUUCCGUAUUAAGGAAAAUGAGCCAAAUGGAACAUUGAUUGGCACCUACAGAGCUUUUGAUCCAGAAUCAAAGACUGCCAAUGGAAUGAAAUAUUACAAAAUAUCAGACCCAGCUUCGUGGAUUAAUAUUGAACAGAGCUCAGGUGCUAUCAAGGUUGCUAAUACCAUGGACAGAGAAUCAUCAUUUGUAAAGAAUGAUGAGUAUAACAUUACAGUGAAAGCUGUUGAUCCAAGCUUAAAAUCUGGAACAGGAACAGUUGUUAUUCAGAUUGAAGAUGUCAAUGACAACGUCCCAAGGUUCACUUUAAAAGACUUCUCAAUUUGCCAAGGAGGAGGACAGUUGGGCUAUGUGGAUAUUAAUGCACAAGACCUGGAUGCAGUACCUAACUCAGCUCCUUUUGUAUUUGAAAUUCCAGAUAAUAAAGAUGGAAACUGGAAGAUAAUAAAUGUAAAAGAAACGUCUGCACAACUUGCACAAGCAAAACCUCUUCUUAAUGGAAUUUACAGUGUCCCUGUAAUAAUUCGAGACCAGCAAGGCAAUGGAAUAACAGACACAGUUACUGUCCGUAUCUGCAAAUGCCAUGACUCAGGAUGUGUUGAACAACAAAAUUCAAUUGGAUUUGGAACAUGGGGCAUUCUUGCCAUGUUAUUAGGCCUUGCCCUUUUCCUUUUAUUAUGCAUUUUGCUAAACUGCUUGUGUAAGAAAAAACUAGAAAAAGCACCCAUUGAUGGUGGUGCUGAGGCAGUCUUACUUAAGUCAAAUACAGAAGGACCAGGUGAAGAAGUAAUGGCUCCAAAUAUAAAAAUACCUGGGUUUGUACCUGUUGAGGAUGACAACUUUCUGCAAAGUGCUAAUCAUUCUAGCUUAAAGAAUUCUCAUUUUGCAGUGAGUGGUGGUGAAAAUCAUUUAAAAAGAGACUCAUUUAUUCAAAGAGAUACAUUGAACCGUGGCGAAAGCAGUAUUUAUGGAAAUACUAUGCGUCAUUUUAUGAGGGUCGUCAAUAACGGCACCCUCCAGUCAAAUGAUUUUUAUGGAGAAUCUGGAGCACAGCAUUACACAAAUUCAUUGGAGGGCAAUACAUUAUGGUUAACCAACAGAAUAUAUCUUGAUAAGAAAAGAGAUUAUUUUGCUAGAGAAUGUGAGGAUCGAUUUGCGGAAGACAUUAUUCAUUCUUAUGAAGAUGAAGGCAAUGGUUCAGUGACUUCAGGUAUUGGGUGCUGCAGCCAGCUGAAUGAUGACAGUGGAUUGGAAUUUUUAAAUAAACUGGAACCAAAAUUCAGAACACUAGCAGAAAUCUGCUCUAAAAAAUAACCGUUGCUGCUUUUCCAGAUAAGGUUGUUUGAAGAAUAAUGACUACAAAAUUCAGAUACAUAAAGAACUUUUGAAAUACGUCAGUUAUUUGUUUUACUACGAAGUCUGAACCUCUUUCAACUGACGUCUACCAUUUGAGGUGCAAACUGCCAUCGGUUCUACUGAGGACGACGUCAAGCUACUCAAUAGUGCACCAAGUAUUAUCAUAGGUUUAACAGAGUCUGAAAAUACUGCAACAGUAUACAGUACACUUAAAGGUAAUUUUAGGUAUAGCACCUUUUGCAAUUUUCCACAUCAGUAGUCUUCAAAUGUUAUCAUCUUUUUGGUGUUUCAGUGAA